Glycine soja is the source of this 1091-nucleotide messenger RNA. RefSeq names its product cytochrome c-type biogenesis CcmH-like mitochondrial protein. NCBI's taxonomy places the organism in Eukaryota, Viridiplantae, Streptophyta, Magnoliopsida, Fabales, Fabaceae. The record is from RefSeq and is a predicted model, not a curated record. The transcript has 4 exons. Bases 163 to 642 code for a protein of 159 amino acids.
AAGAAAAAAUGAUAUGGAUCCGUUGAUGGAUGGGGCUCUCUAGAAAAUACGAGUGGCUUUGUUUUGUAUGACCCAAAAACACAGUCUAAUCGAAGCUUUGAAUUGAAGGCAAAGAAGGAUCACACACUCUCCCUUACUUCUUCAUCUAUUCUUUCCGUUUGAAUGGCGAGUGAGGAUGAUGCAGUAAAGAAGGCAAUGAUAGUAGAUGCUCGGGCAAGAAACAUUAGUCAUAAUGUGAGGUGCACGGAGUGUGGGAGUCAAUCCAUUGAGGAUUCUCAAGCAGAUAUUGCCAUUUUGCUCAGGAAGUUAAUCCGUGAUGAAAUUCAAUCUGGAAAGACUGACAAGGACAUCUACAAAAAGCUUGAGGACGAAUUUGGAGAGACUGUACUCUAUACGCCCAAAUUUGAUAUGCAGACAGCAGCUUUGUGGUUAUUACCGCUCCUAAUUGCAGGUUCAGCUGCAGGAGUAUGGGCUUACAACAGGCAUAAACAAAAGACUAAUGUCCAUAUCAUGGCUUUAAACCUUGUUAGAGGUGUUCCAUUGACCCCAAAAGAGAAGGAAACAAUGCUUGAUACUCUUACACCUCCUCAUUCACAGGGAGCUAGGACACCCUUCUGGUGGAGGAGAUGGCAAGGUCAAUGAUCACGUUGACUAGUAUCUACUAUUAUGGCUUUAGCCUUGUGGGCAACUAAGUUGGCUAAGGCUUCAAUAGACUUCGAAGAUAGUAGUAAGUAAACUUGAAGAUAACCUUCCAUGUGGUACAUGUUUAUGACUAUACUAGUUUCAGUCUUAUGCUAAUGCACAAAUUUUCAAGCCUGGUAUUUUAGUUUUAUUUGUCAACGCCCAAGCUUGGUGCAGAUAUAGUACAUGCUAAGAAUGAUCUGGAGGAUUUCAUUGCUUAAGUUCCAUAACAAUCCAUAAAGUCUUCUGUAUUUGAGUCUUGACAUCCAGGAUUUCUGGCAUUAUGAUGUAUUUCUAGGGUUAAUAUAGGAUAUCUUUUUUAAAGAAUUUCCUCCUCCGCCCACUUGUUAAAAUUCUAUUGGUUGUGGGAUUACAGAAGAUUUACACCAAGAAAGAACCAUUUGAACCAA